Leptosia nina is the source of this 1695-nucleotide messenger RNA. Lineage: Eukaryota; Metazoa; Arthropoda; Insecta; Lepidoptera; Pieridae. The record is from the annotation of a GenBank genome assembly.
AUGCGCGGGCGCAUAAAACCACGAUGCAGUGUCGCCGGAGGCCAAUCGCACGCACGUCGUCACAUCGCGAACCACAAAAUGCGCGUGCUACUAGCCUCUUUGGCAGUCCUUGCUGCGUUUACAACAGCUGAAUCGGACAGCAAAGCGCGCAUCGUAUGUUACUUCAGCAACUGGGCAGUGUAUCGGCCAGGAAUCGGAAGCUAUGGCAUCGAUGAUAUACCAGUAGAUCUCUGUACCCACAUUAUUUAUUCUUUCAUCGGAGUCACUGAGAACACUCACGAAGUACUUGUGAUUGACCCGGAGCUCGACGUGGAGAAAGGAGGUUUUCGCAAUUUCACCUCUUUGCGUAACAAACACCCCAAUGUCAAGUUCAUGGUUGCUGUGGGGGGUUGGGCCGAGGGCGGCGCCAAAUAUUCCCGCAUGGUGGCCCAGAAAAGCUCUCGAAUGGCCUUCGUCAGAAGUGUUGUUGACUUCCUCAACAAGUACGAGUUUGAUGGUCUGGAUCUUGACUGGGAGUACCCUGGCGCUGCUGACCGCGGCGGCUCCUUCUCUGAUAAGGAUAAGUUCCUAUUUUUCGUUCAGGAGUUGAGGAGAGCCUUUAUCAGAGCAGGUAAAGGUUGGGAGCUUACGGCUGCUGUGCCUCUGGCAAACUUCAGGUUGAUGGAGGGGUAUCACGUGCCAGAUUUGUGCGAGGAAUUAGAUGCAAUUCACGUGAUGUCAUACGACCUUCGUGGUAACUGGGCUGGUUUUGCUGAUGUGCACUCUCCCCUUUACAAGCGGCCUCACGAUCAGUGGGCCUAUGAGAAACUUAAUGUGAACGACGGUCUUAAUCUAUGGGAGGAGAAAGGCUGUCCGUCAAACAAAUUGGUAGUUGGAGUUCCAUUCUACGGCAGAUCGUUCACUUUGUCAGCUGGUAACAACAACUAUGGGCUGGGAACGUACAUCAAUAAAGAGGCUGGUGGUGGUAACCCAGCUCCUUACACAAAUGCCACAGGAUUUUGGGCUUACUACGAGAUCUGUAUGGACGUAGACAAACCAGAGACUGAAUGGACAAAGAAAUGGGAUGACCACGGCAUGUGUCCGUACGCAUACAAGGGAACUCAGUGGGUUGGUUACGAAGACCCUCGCAGUGUGGAAAUUAAGAUGAAGUGGAUCAAGCAGAAGGGAUACCUCGGUGCUAUGACCUGGGCGAUAGAUAUGGAUGAUUUCCAGGGAGUCUGUGGCGAGAAGAACCCGUUAUCUAAACUGCUGCAUAAGUAUAUGUCAGAUUAUAUCGUUCCACCGCCUAGAACUGGAAACACUACUCCCACGCCUGAAUGGGCGAGACCACCUUCAACUACAUCUGAUCCAUCCGAAGGAGCUCCCAUCCCCACCACCGCGAAGCCAACUACUCAGCAAGCAAGCAGUGUCACCACUAGACCUACCACUCAAGCCAGUACCACGACCCAAUUAGACAGCGAACCACCAAACCCAGUAAAUGAUGUGGAACAACCGCCAGCAGAAAACGAGGUGGACAGCCCCGAAAUUUGUAGCUCCUCGGAGGAUUAUGUGGCAGACAAGAGACGCUGCGAUAAGUACUGGCGCUGCGUAAACGGCGAAGGUAUGCAAUUCACAUGCCAGUCGGGCACCGUCUUCAAUACUAUGCUGAAUGUAUGCGACUGGCCCGACAACGUUGACCGUCCCGAAUGUAAAUAA